This is a messenger RNA of Paramormyrops kingsleyae, 2745 nucleotides long. RefSeq names its product calcium release-activated calcium channel protein 1-like. Gene Ontology annotation, cellular component: membrane. Gene Ontology annotation, biological process: store-operated calcium entry. The record is from RefSeq and is a predicted model, not a curated record. NCBI's taxonomy places the organism in Eukaryota, Metazoa, Chordata, Actinopteri, Osteoglossiformes, Mormyridae. Gene Ontology annotation, molecular function: store-operated calcium channel activity.
AUAGCCUGUAACCACCAUAGACGCAGUGCUGGGACACAGGCUUGGAGUCGAUAGAGUGUGCAUCGCUCUGCCGCAGUGGCUUGUGGGUAAACACUGGUGCAGUUUCCUGAGAGAAGUGCAGCUUGGUUUUCACCGCCCCAUUGUUGCACCGGGACGAAAGACUGUCCAGUAUCGCGGCCAGCCCGGUUGCAAGUGGACAGUUGUUCGGACUGUCUCCGCGAUGAGUCUUAACGAGCACUCGCUGCAAGCUCUUUCCUGGAGGAAGCUCUACUUGAGCCGAGCAAAACUGAAAGCGUCCAGCCGAACCUCAGCACUCCUUUCUGGGUUUGCAAUGGUAGCCAUGGUGGAGGUUCAGUUGGAACCCGAGAGCUACCCCCCAGGGCUCCUGAUCGCCUUCAGCGCCUGCACCACCGUUCUGGUGGCCAUCCACCUCUUCGCCCUGAUGGUGAGCACGUGCAUCUUGCCCAACAUCGAGGCCGUCAGCAACGUGCACAACCUGAACUCGGUGAAGGAGUCGCCUCACGAGCGCAUGCACCGUCACAUCGAGCUGGCCUGGGCCUUCUCCACCGUCAUCGGCACGCUGCUCUUCCUGGCUGAGGUGGUGCUGCUCUGCUGGGUCAAAUUCAUGCCCGUCAGACCACACUCCAAUGUGGACAACAGCACCAUGAGUGAGGGCAUGGCGGCUGCCAUCACCUCCACCUCCAUCAUGGUGCCCUUCGCCCUGGUCUUCAUCGUGUUCGCUGUGCGCUUCUACCGCUCCCUCGUCAGCCACAAGACGGACCGGCAGUUCCAGGAGCUGGAGGAGCUGUCCAAUAUAACCCGACUCCAGAACGAGCUGGACCACAGGGGGGAUGCUGUCCUACAGCCACCCAGCUCUCAUUUCCCGUAGAGAAGAGGACUCUGCACCUCUUAAUACUCCUAUAGUUUCAAAGGGAUUUUCUGGUUUAUAUUCUAUUUAUUUAAUUUAUUUAUUUUUUUGCAUGUAAACAUUUUAUAAGAUUGUCGGUUAAUAGUUGUCCCCUUUUGAAUUGUACUGUAAACUCUGCUGCUGUGUUGAGAUUUUACUUAGAGAUUUCUAAGAAUUUAUGCUGUUUUAAUGCAUGCUGUAGAAAUCGAUGGAGUUAUUAUUUUUUUGUAAAAUUUCGACACACUCUAGAUUUUAUGAGUGCAGGAGACUGAUUAAUGGAAGAGAACUUUAGGUCUUAUCGUAGGUUCCACUGUAAAACUUUUAGAUUUUUAAAUAUAAAAUAUGGGGUGUAUUUUCGGUAUAUAACAGUAUUUAAAGAGAAUUUAAUAGUGAGAGUUUAAUUUGAAACAAAUUUUUAGUCUGUGUUUACAGUUUGGGACAGAUAAAUGUGAAUGGGGGCUGUAGCUUCGUCAUGGGACUGCAAGCCGUGGGUAAACAUUCAAACUGUGAUGCCAAUGUCAUUCAUGUCAUUCAUAUUUAAACAGACUGUUAAAACAAACCAAGUUGCCUAAUGCAGUGUUUCUCCUUCUGGUUGGCAGAGACCCUCAGGCACUCUGCGUUUUUGCUCCCGGGAGGGAGCUGGGUGGAAGCGAAAACAUGGAUUGUCUGGAGGGCCCGCGCACCAGGUUGAGAAACACUGCCCUAAUGAAUAGCGCUCAGUUUAUCAAUAACUGGUUAAUGUAGUAAUGUCUCAACUAAACAUGCUUAACGUUUACCUGUCAUCAGCUAAUAUUGGAAUGUAUAUUAACUGAUGGUAAUGGUGUUUAUUUUUUUGCAGAGGUAUUGGGUUCAUUUUGUGUGAAUCUCGAAGGAGAUUGAAUGCCACAGUUUUGUGCCAAUGGGUGCAGCUCUGUAGCGAUGGCAUUGCCCUGUUAAUCACUGCCUGCUUUAACCCAAUGAGAAUUCAGUGGCUGACUGUGCAUGAUGGACCAUGGUCCUCAUGCGUUUCCGAGCCCCGAUUCUCCCAGAACUGCAGCUCCUACACGCAGGGGCGCCGCCAGAAAUCUUGGGCCCCAUGAAAGAUUAGAAUUUUGCCCCCCCCCCCCUUUUUGCGAAAAGGUAAAGCCCCUAACAGGGCCCCAUGUCAGUGCUGGGCCCCUAGAAUCGUUCUAACCUUUCCUCCCCUGGCGGCGCCCCUGCCUACACGUACCCUGUGCACAGGACCGUUCAAGCCCGCCCGACAGCCCAGGGCUUUCUGACUGGAAUUCCUCUGCUUGCCUGAACUGAGAACGGCUAUAAAUGUCUGUUUAUAACAAUGAGGAGAGAUUGGUUGGCGCUGGGCUCAUACACACAUGGACGUUUUGAGGUGGACAGUUAAUUGGGUGCCUCAGCCAGUUAAUUGGGUGCCUCAGCCAGUUAAUUGGGUGCCUCAGCCAGUUAAUUGGGUGCCUCAGCCAGUUGCGUUACAGAGCACAGUCAUGCUGGACUUUUCAUCUCUACGUCAUGCCACAAUGCAGAAGAUGUUUCCCCACUGUAGUGUGGGCGUAGUGUUACUGCACAGUGCCACCUCGGCACUUAGCGAUUCCUGCUGGGGGUAUUUGAUGGCCCAGUGGUCAUCCACCAUUUCUCUGAGUGCUCAUCUUGUCAAAGCUCUGCCCCUCUUUCUUAUGGGAAUGUACAUUAUGAUGUUAACUUAAAAAAAAUGUUUGCUUGAUUAUAUGUAACCAGCUUGCUCAUGAUCUUAUUGAUAUUUUUGUGCCACAGGUUAAUUUAUAAACUGGUUCAAGGCUGUUUUAUGUAUAAAAAACAAAUCAGUAAAAUAUACUUUUCAUACCAUA